CCGGCGGGCGCGGCUGUGGCGGCGGGGUUGGGGGCGCCGUCCGCGCCAAGGUGGAGCCGGCGAGGCCGGGAUCGUCCCGUGGAUGGGCGACCCUACGGUGGGACACUAGCCACCGCGGUGGGAUGGCCCCUGCCGCGGUGAUGGGACGUGACGGGACUCUGGCCACCACGGCACGAGCUCCGUGCACUGGUGGAGAUGCCAAGUGGCACGGCCAGGCCCUGCAGUCCCCUUGUGCCGAAGUACCCCUUUUCCAAACGGCUUCGCUUGUCUGCAGGUUGAUUCUGCAUUAGGACAAUGGCAGGAAAAGUAAAGUGGGUAACUGAUAUAGAAAAAUCUGUUCUAAUAAACAACUUUGAAAAAAGAGGCUGGAUUCAAGUGGCAGAAAAUGAAGACUGGAAUUUUUAUUGGAUGAGCGUCCAAACAAUCAGAAAUGUUUUCAGUGUGGAAACUGGUUACCGUCUCUCUGAUGACCAAAUUGUCAAUCAUUUCCCAAACCAUUAUGAACUAACCAGAAAAGAUUUGAUGGUAAAGAAUAUCAAGCGAUAUAGGAAAGAACUUGAGAAAGAAGGAAGUCCUCUUGCUGAAAAGGAUGAAAAUGGGAAAUAUAUUUAUUUGGAUUUUGUUCCUGUUACUUUUAUGCUUCCUGCCGAUUAUAAUCUCUUUGUUGAAGAAUUCAGAAAAAAUCCUUCCAGCACUUGGAUUAUGAAACCUUGUGGCAAAGCUCAAGGAAAAGGAAUCUUUCUAAUCAAUAAACUCUCCCAAAUUAAAAAAUGGUCUCGAGAUAGCAAAACAUCUUCGUUUGUAUCUCAGUCUUCCAAAGAAGCCUAUGUGAUUUCACUCUAUAUCAACAAUCCAUUACUUAUUGGUGGAAAGAAAUUUGAUCUUCGUCUAUAUGUUUUAGUAUCUACUUAUCGUCCACUGAGAUGCUACAUGUAUAAACUUGGAUUUUGCCGGUUUUGCACAGUAAAAUAUACACCAAGUACAAGUGAAUUGGAUAACAUGUUUGUACAUCUUACAAAUGUUGCCAUUCAGAAACAUGGGGAUGAUUACAAUCAUAUCCAUGGAGGCAAGUGGACAGUGAGUAACUUACGCCUGUAUCUGGAGAGCACCCGUGGAAAGGAAGUCACAAACAAAUUGUUUGAUGAAAUUCACUGGAUCAUCGUGCAGUCACUGAAGGCUGUUGCGCCUGUAAUGAAUAAUGAUAAACACUGCUUUGAGUGUUAUGGAUAUGACAUUAUCAUUGAUGACAAGCUUAAACCAUGGCUAAUUGAGGUUAAUGCUUCCCCUUCUCUUACUUCCAGUACUGCUAACGAUCGCAUCUUGAAGUAUAAUCUUAUAAAUGACACGCUUAACAUUGCUGUGCCUAAUGGGGAAAUUCCAGACUGUAAAUGGAAUAAAUCUCCACCAAAAGAGGUUCUUGGCAAUUAUGAAGUCUUAUAUGAUGAAGAGAUGGCACAAAGCGAUGGGCCUGAUCGUGACUUGCGAAGUCGUUCUGGGCAAUCUACUGGAGUAAAAGGAAAUCGAGCAAGAGAUUCGGGAAAGCCUGUACUCACCACCUGGAAGUGAUAACUGAAAAAACAGCUGCACUCUUGGUAGGAAGACAUCAUGAAUAAAAAUGCAGGUUUUGAACAGAUUCGUCUAUUUUUCUGCAUUGCAUGUGGGAGAUAUUAAAAGAGGACAAUACAGGCUUUGAAAAGAAAUGAAACAAACACUCUAAACCCAGGAACUGUACUAGACACAUACUGACUUGAUGAUUAUUACAAUAAUAAUAGGUAGUAUGUAUGUGUAUAUAAUUAUUUUUUAUAUAUAUAUAUGCUUUGUAUGAACUAAUAUUCUCUCAAUAAUGAUUAAAAACUUUCUUUAUAAAGACAACAACUCAAAAUAUGCAUUCUGAAAGAAAUCCCUUGCCAUUCUGGAUAGAAUUUAUUUCCUGUAGUAGCCUGUCCCUAACUCCCUAUAAUAAAUGAGGGAUGGAUUCUGUACAAGGAUGGUAGUGAGGUUAACGUUGUCGCAAUGAUGGUUCAGAUUUUUGCUAGUAAAAGAAGAGUAACUAGAAAAAGUAGCAAUACAUGGAGGCUAUUGUCAGUUAAUGCAGCUAAUGAUUUAUAACCAGUAUUAAGAAACUGGGAAGCAACUCUUUCUAUGCUGAGGGGAUUUUAAUUUAUUUUAUUUCCUUUAAGUGUUUGUAGCUGCUAACUCUUUAAAGACAGAGAGUUUCAUGGACUGAGUGUUUCAAAUGGUAUAUUGAUGCAUUAUUUCACUAGCCAUUAAUUUUUAUUUCAAGAUAAUGCAUGUCUGUGGAAAAACAGACAGAACAACUACAUACUGUAAUAAAUCUCAUUGCUUGAAGCCGAUGAUAAAUCCUUAUUUGCAUCAGAAUCUCUGUGUAUUUAUGCAUGUAUAGAAUAUCUGUAUAUUUUGUGUGCACUGUAACAAAAAUACUGUUGCACGUGGUAAGCUAUUUCUGGUAGCUCUGAUAACAAAAGUUGUGAUGAUUAGCUACCAAAAUGUAUAGAGCAAAAGUUAAAAAUAGGUAUUUCGGUCUUCUAACAGCAUAGCGCAUAAAUAAACUAGUUGGGUCUGUGACGGGCUGUUGCUCCCACUUGCAUUUCCACUAGUUAUGGGGCAGUUAUUUAUAAACGUCAAUGUGCAGUUCUGGUUGUCUUUAUUCUCAUUCCCCCUCCUCCCUUUUUUUUUGGUUGUUUUUGUUUUUUGAUGAUGGAGUAUUGUGGAGAGAAAGAUGAAGGAGGCUGAGAGUUGCAAAUGCCCAUGUAACCAUAAUACACUCUAAUCUGGAUGCCACAAGCGCAGCAAUACUCAAUCUCUGCCUGCCACAGCAGGCUACGUGUUUUGCCCUCCUAUGUGGCAGGCCACUAAAGCACAUGCAAAGUAAACUUAACCUCUGCCAAAUGUUCUGAGUUUCUCAAACGCGUAAAGCAGGCCGCCUGCACCACAGAAAAUGUCAGUCCUUUUCCUGCUGUUGUACGUCCUCCUAGAAGAGGGCAGCUGCUCACAAAUUGCGUUUUUUGGGACAGUCAGUGCUGAUGACUCUCGGUCUCAAUACAAUCCGGCAAGAGCAGUUUGGGCUGGGGAGGGAGGGCAGAUGUGGGCUGGGCUGACCAAUAUCCUUACACAUGAUCUGGGAUUCAUCCUUGCAGUAAAGAGUGAAAUAUGUAGACUGAAUGAGUCACUCCAAGUGUAAUCCUCAUCUUGAUCAAUCUUGUAUAUUCCAUUAAAAUAAAGACCAAAAUUCAACUGAUUCUCUGGUCAUCAGACUUGAAUCUUCUCACUGGCCUCUACAAAAGCAUAUUCAAGCUGGCUCUUGAAAUAAGGCUAAGAAAAGAUGACUACUGCAUGAUAGUAAAGCUCAUCUCAAUUCCUGUUCUCAUAGUUUUUGGGGUUGGGGUUUUGUGUAUGGUUUGUUGUUGGGUUGGUUUUUUUUUUAGUUCCUAAGUGUGAGUCUUGCUUGUAUAUUUGAACCCUGACGGGUAAGCUACUCUUAAGUAGAUGUGUGGUCAGAUAUUAAGUGUUGUUUUAAUGAUGUGAUAUUUAGUGGGCAGAUGUUUCCAGCCCCAGUUGCCUGUUAGUAGGAAGUAUGUGACAGCCUUAGGAACUAUGAGGCUGUAGUAAAUAGUAUUUUGUAGUAUGGUUAUAUUUCUUACAGACAGGCAACACAACAAGGAUACUCUGAUAGAAGGAACAUGGAGCUUUCUCUCACUUUUGUUUCCACUGUUUGUAAUUAAUUUCUUCAGUAGCUUGGACAAAGGAUGCUGUUGUAGUCUUGUUCUAUCGUAACAGUAGCACUAGCAAGGAUGGCUACAACAGAAUGAUUACUGCUUCCCUUUAUCUUUCCUGUUCAUGCAGCCUACACUGGUGGGACUUUAUUGGGAAGAAGUGUAUUGAGAAAUGCAGAUCCUGUUAAAAAAGUCAACUUCACGCUGUUUCUUUCUGAGUAUGUAGAAGUCAUAACAUACUAAAUGAGCUGCAGUGACUUUUAGUCUCCCUUUUGGUAAGGCUUAAUGUGAAAGCAAAAACAUGCCUGAGUUAUUAGGAUUUAUUACUGUAGAAGGCUUUGGAAACUUAACCCAGGCGAUACUUUUCACUGUAAUUUCACAAUGAAACAAAACUGAUGGUAGCAUCUACAUAAUUUUGUUCUUGUUUGUAGGCAGUACUCUAUGUUGGCCAUGGUGUCUUUACAGCUAGGCAGCGAAUUGAGCCAGGGCCUGCAGAACAGAGACAUUGGCAAGACAGAAAAGGAAUGGCACUACCUGUAAUAUUACUAAUUGAAUAUUCUUAUUUAUUUGUUUGGGGGUUUUCUAAUGGCUUGGAAAGGGUCAACUCAUUUGAGUUUGUGCUCUUACUACUCAGUAUAACAAUGCAUCUCUUCCAGUCCUAACUUCCAAAAAAUUGUCAUUAUGUUAAAUCAGUGGAAGGCUUCCUAUUGCCUUCAAAGAAUAAGGAUUUCUGUCCCAAUGUGUAGCAGAUAUGUUUUGUUCACAUAUAGUAUUUGCAGAGCAGUAUUUCAUACAGAAAAUACUUUUGUAGCAGAGCUAUCAAUUUGGAACAAGUGAAUCCUACUCUCUGGCCACUGUAGAAUUGGGAAAGCAUAUUUCAAACACUUGAGGAUGAAAUAUCUCUGUAAAAUAUCUAGUAAAUUGUCAUUACUACUACAAUAUCAAAACAUUAACAUAUUACUAAAUGGGGAAAAAAAAGAAAAAAAGCUCUGAUAGGAAUCCUUGGCUAUGUAGUACUUAAUCUCAGAACUAGAAUUUAGUUUUCAAAUGUUGAUGUUGCAUUUUACAUAGUUAAAUCUCCAACCAAUGUAUUGCUAGCAGUUUAUCUUGCUGACCCAAACAUGAAUUCAGUCAUGCAAUGUUCUUCUUUAAAGAGCAAAAAGUCAAAGAGACUGCAGAUACAGUGACCCUCUCUUCCUGCUCCCAUUCCACUUUCUUUUUAAAAACAAUAGACUAGUGAUUAGAUACAUCAGGCUGCUUUCUCCUCAUUUCCUUUUCCAACAGGCUUUUUUGCAGAGGUUGAAGUUUGAAGGCCUAACUAUAUUUUCACUUCAAAUACAUGAAAAACCUACAUAUGCAAAGGGAGUUUUAAGGAACAAAACUGAAAUAAGUGAAAUUCUAGAUGACUUAGAUUGGCUUUCUGAUUAUCAGUAACAAACCAACCCCCCAAAAACCGUAAGUAAGCAGGAAGUCUUCCUUUUUGAUGAAGAACUUGAGGCCUCAUGUACAUAAGGAAUGUUCUUGAGAAACUCAAAAUUAGGAACAUCCAUUGCUAUGUAAUAUUUAUUUUUUCUGUGUAAGACCUGUUGAAAAAUAUAAUGCUGCUUUGAAGGAAUUUGAAUAAGGAACGGGUCAUGUUCUGUGUUAGCUGGAAUGAGAGUUUGCUCUGUGCAUGAAGCAGCUUGUCUGCAGACUCAGGAGGAUGACAAGGAAACAAAAGCAGUUAUAACUAAUAGUUCUAAUAGGGAUGGGGGAGGAGGGUAAUAUGUGGCUGUCACCCUCUGAGAUGCUUGUUUCUACAUGGCCUUGAAAGGUAAAGGUGAAAAUCUGGUAAGGAGGAAGAGAAACUGGAAAUGAAAACUUUAAUUGCCUACUCAGGGAUAAAAUCUUAAACCUUUCACUCCUGCAUCCUUAACUAAAUCUAUUGCUGUAGUAGGACAGAACUAAUGGUACAAAGUGGCAUACAAACUGUUAACAGCCUGGGGCACGCUCUGCUAUCAGUAAGAACUGAGGUGAUUAGAGAGAUGUGUACACCGCUUGGGCCAUGCAUCUACUAUAGGAAUUAAGGGGAACUGACUAAAGGUGUGAUGAUAACAUGUAUAAUAAAAGAUGUUAAACCUUGUGUGGACACUCUCAUUCAAAGGUAAGGUAGCUCGUUUUGCCAGAGCCUAAUUCUCCAAAAGAUUAAAGACUGUUUUACCUUUGACUUGAGAGGGCUUAAAUGGGCUUAAAUCUGAGUGACUGCCAGCAGACAAGCUCUUAGUUCUGAGUAACUAACCGUGGCCCUAGGCCAAUCAUCCUCCAAAUGUAUCUAACGGGAGGAUAAAGAAACUGUUUUGGCUUUCAGUGGAGCAAAAUAAAUCAGAAAUAACAGUUCUCAAAAGUUCUGACUUUGGCUAUUGUAAUAACUUGCCAGGCAGAGCUAAAAUAAAUGUGCGUCUCAGUCCUAAAAUACUGUUCUUCAUAUGCUCAAGUGAUCACUGGCAUAAUGACAGUAUUGUAUGAAGAAUUAAAUAGACAAGCUCUAAACAGCUAUGGGAAUUGUUAUAAUGACAUCAGUGUAGAAGGAGCUUAUUGCUAGAGUUGAAUAAUGGUGCUUGCUUCCUGGGCACUAGCCUUUCUCCCUAUUAAUUCUUGACAUGGAAGGAAUUAAUAAGAUUCCCACAGAAUAGGUUCUUUAUAUGGCUUUAGGAAUUUAAUUAGAAUAAAAGAAACAGUAUUAUCCCUAAAGCUACUUUGUUGCUGUUGGCUUUACAAUAGAACUUCUGCCUAAACUGUCCCUGUCUCCUGAUUCACUUCCUGCUAUAAACUUAGCAAAACAAUAGACAUUUCACAGAGGAUAUGUAGUCCUGCAUUUCAGCAGCAGAACAUGUCAGGCAGAGCUCAUUUAUCUGUAGUAAAGGAAGGGCUUUACUCUUGUCAUUACAAACAAGUGCUGUUUCUGAAGCAGUUACUGUUCAGUUUACUUGGGUGGAAAAAACAGGAGGCAACUUAUGUUUUAUGCCUGCUUUAUUAAAAUAGCUCACUCAAGCCUUCAGGUCAGUGGGAAGGACUCUGCCAUCUGGUGCAUAGGUAUCAAAAUAUAACACUGGUGUCCAUAGCUAGUUAUGCUAACCUGUAGGGUUCCUUAACAAAAACAAACAAAAAAUGUAUUCCUGUAUUCUCUGCAGAAAAUAAAUUAAAUGUGUAUAGAUGGGAAAAGCUGGCUUUAGCCACAAUUUUGUUAAAAAUUUAAUUAUUAGGAGGAAAUAGGAACAUAAAUUAGUAUCUUGGAAAAACUGAUUGUUUUUCACUGAAUAGUAGGAAGUUGUUUGUGCUAGAAUGUAUUUUUUUCCCACUUUAAGCUGCCAUCAAAGCUUAGGCAAGCUUAAAGAAACCCUCUGUACUUGAAGCAGUCCAUAGCCAGAACUUUUCCAAUCGUUAUGAUGACACAGGGAUAUCUUUACCAUUGACAGUCUUCUAUGCCUUAAUUACUCUCAAAUUUUGUACCUAUUAAAAGCAUAUAAUUCACAUCUGAGAUAAUCAUAGACAAUUGUGAAAUAGAAGAGGUUGGACAGUAUGAAACACUAAUCAAAAAUAUUAAUGUGAAACACAAAGAGAUAAUAAAUGAUAUUUCAGUCAAGAACACGUCAUAUAUAUAAAGUUCUUUCCUAGUGAAAGUUGGGCAAUGAAAUAGUAGAAUUGAUUGAUCGAUUUGCGUGGAAUUAAAUUUAAUAUUCUGAAUUUCUGUGUCAUUGGCAUAUAUAAUCACUAAUGGCAUUACGUUUGCAGGCAAAAUAUGGUUCAGGAUUUAAAUUUAGAUUUAAAAUGUAAAUAGAUUUAUAUAACACUUGGGCUUUCUUAGAGAGAAAUGUUCUGAAGAGAAUGCUGAAAUAUUAUUGCAAGAGUCAAGAAACACCAAUAAAAUUUUCACUGAGUGAAGCCAAGAGACAGAGAAAGUAUUAGUGCUUAAAAGGACACACAGAAUUUCUGAGGACAGCAGAAGACACAAGAAGUAUAUUUAAAAAUAGAUUGUGUUAAAAAUAAAAAUAACCGUGGGAUACUUAUCUAAAAUGAGAGAGGAAUUUUUUCUUUUUUUUUUCUUUUUUUUUCCCCCGAAACUUCCUGUCCUGUUCCUAACAGUCUAAAUCAAAUGCUCACCAGCAAGGCUGCAUAGACUGUUAGCCUUUCUUCAAAGAAAAAAGAUUGACAUAAUCUUUCCUAGGAUGUCACAUUCUGAAUAUAACUGAAAAUGUUCAGAGAACAACUGAAUUUUAAUAUUUAGGAAAAAAUAUCAAAAUAUUAAAAUCAAAAUGAUGAAUAUGUUAAAGUAUAACUCACUAUAUCAGUAAAUUAUUUAUGGCAUCGUAAUAGGGUCAUCAUGCUGGGAGGUUGCAUGACUGAUGAUAGAUAUAAUGAGACCACUAAUCUCUCUUAAUUCACUACAAGAAAAACUUAGUGUUUGAAUAUGCAUAAAGAUAAUUUACAUUUUAUAAAUUGAAAAAAAUAGUGCUUUGUUAACCACAGAGGUAUAUUUCUACAAGCAUUUUUUCAAGUGCAUACAUGUAUUUAUUCAGUGCAUGUGGCCUCAAGCCUCUAUAUAUUUAUACAUACAUUAAACUGUGUUACUACAAGGAAGUCAAAUUAAGCACCAGCAUGUCUAUUAACCCCAAUGCAGACAAAUUCUUCUUUCGCCUGCAGAGGUAAUUCACAGGAAGAUCAAUAGUGUUGAUCCAAAAAGUAGACUAAGAUGACCCUAAUAAUGUUGCUUCUGAAUUGUUUCAAAUGGUGCACUUGGAAAAGGGGCAAAAACUUUACAAUUAAAUAUGUAUUUUUAAAAUUCUGAUAGCUGUUAUUGACUUAUUGGCUUCCAAAGGAGUCUGAGCAUUUUUCAUCUAAAUGUAAAAAGCACAAGAAACAACCAGAAGAUAAUACUCAGCAGCUUGCAAAUACUGUUCCCUAAAGUGGUGCC
Messenger RNA from Grus americana (Whooping crane), 8685 nucleotides. It is a transcript of the gene TTLL1, whose product is annotated as TTL family tubulin polyglutamylase complex subunit L1. The coding region runs from base 295 to 1566 and encodes 423 amino acids. Gene Ontology annotation, cellular component: cilium. The transcript has 10 exons. The record is from RefSeq and is a predicted model, not a curated record. Gene Ontology annotation, biological process: microtubule cytoskeleton organization; protein polyglutamylation. Lineage: Eukaryota; Metazoa; Chordata; Aves; Gruiformes; Gruidae. Gene Ontology annotation, molecular function: tubulin binding; tubulin-glutamic acid ligase activity.